AGCACGCCAGACCACCUCACUAGACAAAUUGAACUCUUCCCAAAGUACAGCAACAAACAUAAAUUCCUCGUCCUCUUCGUCUCAUCUGGGCUGGUGGGUUGUUGUAGCGACCGAUCGACGACGACGAUGUCGGCGGUCGAGAGGAAGACGGCGUGCGUCACCGGCGGCAACGGGUACAUCGCUUCUGCGCUCAUCAAGAUGCUGUUGGAGAAGGGAUAUGCUGUCAACACGACGGUCAGAAACCCCGAUGACAUGGCGAAGAACUCCCACCUCAAGGACUUGCAGGCACUUGGCCCCUUGAAGGUCUUCCGCGCCGACAUGGACGAAGAAGGAAGCUUCGACGAUGCCAUCGCCGGCUGCGACUACGCCUUCCUCGUCGCCGCUCCGAUGAACUUCAAUUCAGAGAAUCCUGAGAAAGAUCUGGUUGAAGCCGCCGUCAAUGGAACGCUCAACGCGAUGAGAUCGUGCGCGAAAGUAGGGACGGUGAAGCGCGUGAUCAUAACAUCGUCGGACGCAGCGAUCUCCAGAAGGCCGCUGCAAGGCGACGGGUAUGUGCUGGACGAGGAGUCCUGGUCUGACGUCGACUACCUGAGAACAGAGAAGCCGCCAGCCUGGGCGUACAGUGUGUCCAAGGUGCUUUUGGAGAAGGCCGCAUGCAAGUUCGCGGAGGAGAACAACAUGAGCCUCGUCACCGUGUUCCCGGUGUUCACCUUGGGCGCAGCGCCGGCGCCGGUGGCGAGGACGAGCGUCCCCGGCAUCCUCUCCUUGCUAUCCGGUGAUGAGACGCAUCUCGAAGUCCUGAAGCCCCUGCAGUGGGUCACCGGCUCCGUGUCGAUCGUUCACGUCGACGACCUCUGCCGCGCCGAGAUAUUCCUCGCCGAGAAGGAGUCAUCGUCAUUGUCGUCGGCAGAGUCGUCGGCGAGGUACAUCUGCUGCAGCUUCAACACCACCGUCUUGGCGCUUGCCCGUUUCAUGGCCGGAAGGUACCCGCAGUACAACGUCAAAACCGACCGCUUCGACGGGAUGCCUGAGAAACCGAGAGUCUGCUGUUCGUCGGAGAAGCUGAUCAGGGAAGGGUUCGAGUUCAAGUACACGAAUAUGGGCGACAUACUCGAUGACCUUGUAGAGUACGGCAGGGCCCUGGGAAUUCUACCACAUUGAACGAAUAGCUGAUGCUGCUCUACCUUCAACCUAGCUGUCACGAGGACCGAACUGGAGUAUGCGCUUGCGAAAUAAGUGAUCAGUGUUUUUAAAGAAAAAAAAAUAGUACAGUGUUUUAAGAUGAGCCUAAUACACAGUGGAUAAUGGCAAUGAAGUUUAAUACCCUUAGAGCAUAUCCUUCGUUCUUGCAUGUCAUUUAUAUAUUUUUUAUAAAAAAAUUUAACAAGAA
Molecule: messenger RNA, 1390 nt
Organism: Oryza sativa Japonica Group (Japanese rice)
Lineage: Eukaryota; Viridiplantae; Streptophyta; Magnoliopsida; Poales; Poaceae
Product: anthocyanidin reductase ((2S)-flavan-3-ol-forming)
Molecular function (GO): oxidoreductase activity, acting on the CH-OH group of donors, NAD or NADP as acceptor
Source: RefSeq, a predicted model, not a curated record